Molecule: messenger RNA, 1175 nt
Organism: Oncorhynchus nerka (sockeye salmon)
Lineage: Eukaryota; Metazoa; Chordata; Actinopteri; Salmoniformes; Salmonidae
Product: nociceptin receptor-like
Exons: 1
Coding region: 407-1003 (198 amino acids)
Biological process (GO): neuropeptide signaling pathway; sensory perception of pain
Cellular component (GO): plasma membrane; neuron projection
Molecular function (GO): neuropeptide binding; nociceptin receptor activity
Source: RefSeq, a predicted model, not a curated record
CCCUAACCCUCAUGUCCUGACCCUCAUGUCCUAACCCUUACAUUAACCCUCAUGUCCUAACCCUCAUGUCCUAACCCUCACAUUAACCCUCAUGUCCUAACCCUCAUGUCCUAACCCUCAUGUCCUAACCCUCAUGUCCUAACCCUCAUGUCCUAACCCUCAUGACCUAACCCUCAUGUCCUAACCCUCAUGUCCUAACCCUCAUGUCCUAACCCUCAUGACCUAACCCUCAUGUCCUAACCCUUACAUUAACCCUCAUGUCCUAAACCUCAUGUCCUAACCCUCACAUUAACCCUCAUGUCCUAACCCUCAUGUCCUAACCCUCACAUUAACCCUCUGUCCUGUCUCCCUCCCAGGUUUAGAGUGUAUUGUAGUCCUCCCAGACCCUCGUAGCUAAUGGGACUCUAUGUCCAACCUUAACUUUAACCCCUAUGUCCUGUUUCUAACCCUAACCACAUCUCCUGUCUCUCUCCUAGGUAUAGAGUGUAACAUAGUCCUCCCAGACCCCCGUAGCUACUGGGACCCGGUGUUCGGCACCUGCGUCUUCCUCUUUUCCUUCCUCAUCCCGGUUACCAUCAUCAGUGUCUGCUACAGCCUGAUGGUCAAUCGCCUUCGCAGCGUCCGGAUCCUGUCCGGCUCCAAGGAGAAGGACCGUAACCUUCGCCGCAUCACUCGCAUGGUCCUGGUCGUAGUGGCAGCCUUCGUGGUCUGCUGGACCCCCAUCCAGAUCAUGGCUCUGGCCCAGUUGUUAGGCUUCAACCUGGGGAGCCUCCUCACCAUGGCCCUGAUGCACUUCUGUAUCGCGCUGGGCUACGUCAACAGCAGUCUCAACCCAGUCCUCUACGCCUUCCUGGACGAGAACUUCAAGAGGUGCUUCAGGGAGUUCUGCCACCCUGGUCCGUUCCGCCUGGACAGCCGGCAGCAGUCUGGUCGGAUGAGGAGCAUCGCCCGGGAAGUUGCCUACAACUGCAAAACGGCGGACGGGAAUACAAACCCCGCAUGACUAGGCGUGGAGCUGCCUCUGGUCUGCCAGGAGCCCCAGAACAAUCACCACCAAGGGACAGGGAACUCCAACACAGAGCUCACGCAGAUCACUACCCUCUAGCAGCGCGUCGGCCCCCUGGGCUGGGGCCGAACGGGGACGGGCCAGGGCAGGGGCAGAGCCUGGGGGCCAG